Cannabis sativa is the source of this 665-nucleotide messenger RNA. RefSeq lists its product as uncharacterized. Bases 1 to 414 code for a protein of 137 amino acids. The transcript has a single exon. Lineage: Eukaryota; Viridiplantae; Streptophyta; Magnoliopsida; Rosales; Cannabaceae. The record is from RefSeq and is a predicted model, not a curated record.
AUGGCAGACCCGAAACAAGGAGGAGUAGUGAAGAAAGGUCAUGAAGAAGGGUUGAAAUUGGCAGUUUCUCUAUUGGAAGAGUUUGGGUUACCAAUGGGGCUUUUACCUCUUGCUGAUGUAAUUGAAGUGGGGUUUGUGAGAAGCACUGGCUACAUGUGGAUUCAACAGAUGAAGAAAGUAGAGCACAACUUCAAAAUCAUUAGCAAACUUGUGAGCUAUGACACUGAUAUCAAUGGCUUUGUUGGACCAAAGAAUAUCAAGAAGCUCAAGGGUGUUAAGGCGAAAGAGCUCAUGUUAUGGCCACCGGUUAGUGAGAUCGUCGUCGAUGAUCCCGCCACGGGCAAAAUUCACUUUAAGAGCUUUGCUGGGAUCACCAAAACCUUCCCCGUUGAGGCUUUUGCUGCUGGACAGUAAAUUAUGCAUGCAAGCAUGCAUAUAUAUAAAUGAGUAUAAUAAGUUCUAAUACUUAUAUAAUAUAACCACCACAUGAUGCCCUAAAAGUAAUAUUUUCUUCAUUUGUAGUCUUAGUUUUGGUUUAUUUGCAUUAUCGGAUUUCUAGUUCUUUUUUCUUUUCUUUCAAACAUUAUAAGGGGGUUGGAAGUUCUCAUGGUGAUCUAUGUUUCAAAAUAAAGUAAUAUGAUUUAUUAUGCCAUAAGGUUUUAGUG